AUGAGAGAGAAUUACUACAAUAAGAAGAAGUUGAAGUAUCUCGAGAUGCUAAGGUCUGGAAGGCCAAAGAAAAACUCAAGGGGGGACAUAAUCAAAGAUGCACCUUUCCAAAGUUCAAAGGCUGAUGUCGGAAGGAUUGAGCCAAGUAGAAAAUGGUUUAGUGGAUCCAAAACCAUAUCUCCCACGGAACUGGAUGCAUUUAGAUCUGAGACAAAGAUAGAGAGUCCUUAUAACGUACUUCUCAGUACGGGGAAGGUACCCUACUCCCUACUGGAGGAUGGAACAAAGAAGAGAAAAGCCAAGGACUUUGGGGCGGUUUUUGGAAAGAAGUCUGUAAGGAAGAAACCCAAUCUUCAAUAUAAUAGCCUAGAGGAAUUGUCUCAGCAGGUUAAAGAAGUAAAGGAAAGAAAGAAGGAGAUUAAGAAGGAGCAUGUGAAAGGGCAAAGCCAUAGGAUAUGGCUUGAGUUAUAUAAAGUUCUGGACAGUAGCGAUGUCAUUAUCCAUGUUCUUGAUGCAAGGGAUCCAUUGGGAACCAUGUGUGAUAAGAUAGCUAACUAUAUUAAGGAAGAGGCGCCUCAUAAGCAUCUUAUGUAUGUUCUGAACAAAGUAGAUCUUAUUCCGACAGGGGUCACAGCAAAGUGGUUAAGGUACUUCUCUAAGUCGCAUCCUACCAUAGCAUACCAUUCUAAUUCAAUAACGAAGAAUUAUGGAAAGGCUAAUUUGAUAGGACUGUUAAAGCAACUUAGCAAGCUAUAUAAAAAGAGACAUUUGAGUGUUGGAUUUGUUGGAUAUCCAAAUACAGGCAAGAGCAGUAUAAUAAAUACCUUAAGAAACAAGGAAGUGUGCAAGGUUGCGCCUGUUCCCGGAGAGACUAAGGUAUGGCAAUACAUAACACUCACAGGAGGAAUAUAUCUUAUAGACUGCCCGGGAAUUGUUCCCAUUCCAAACUAUGACCAAGCAGUCCUUAGGGGUGCUGUAAGAAUUGAAAACAUCGAGGAUCCUGAAGACUAUAUAGACAUGAUAAUUGAAAAGGCUAGGAACUCCAUAGCAAAGGCCUACAGGAUUCAAUUCGUUGAUUCUGCAGACUUACUUGAAAGGCUUGCAGUUAGAUUCGGUAAGCUGCGAAAGGGAGGAGAGCCCAAUACCAAUGCAGUCUCUAAAAUGAUCCUUCAUGACUGGGUCAGAGGAAAGAUCCCUUACUUUGUACCUCCAAAGGAAGAUGAUGAAGAAUAG
Molecule: messenger RNA, 1233 nt
Organism: Encephalitozoon romaleae SJ-2008
Lineage: Eukaryota; Fungi; Microsporidia; Unikaryonidae
Product: GTP-binding protein
Exons: 1
Coding region: 1-1233 (410 amino acids)
Cellular component (GO): nucleolus
Molecular function (GO): GTP binding
Source: RefSeq, a predicted model, not a curated record